ACAGCACUGUAUUCUUCAUUAGAAUUUCUAGUGUAUGGGAUUGAGCCUACACUUUGUAAUAAAAUGUUGGCUUCUGAUCAUUUCAGCUAGUCUGGGUGACAAUCAGAUUAAGGAUGUGAUUAAGGAUCUUCAGAGGACCUGCAGAUCCAACUGAUCACCCAAGUGCUCUGCUUGUUUUCUAGUUCAGUACUCGGCAUUGUUGGGAAUGUCACAAAGUCCUUCCUAAAUUCCAAUAUGCUAGUCUCUGAUUGGAAAUUUCCAAUCGCAUUUUUUUUUUUUUAAGAGCAGUGAGGCUAAUAUAAAAGUCUAUGCUGUUAGGCUAUUUAAAAAGCAAUAUUGUACAAACUAAAUAACAUAAAUACCAAGACAUUCUACUUUGGGGAGUAGUAUAACAUCUAAUGUACAAACAAAAUCUCCAUUUCCUCUAAUCUAGUGGCAGCUCUUCAGACAAAGGAUUAUAUGUUGAGGUCUGUAGUCUCAAGAGGUUGCACCUUAUACUGAAAUAAUUGAGCUACAUUUUCUCUAUCUAGUUUUAAAAGACUGUAAAAUAAUGUGAAAUAUUGAAGAAGAUAAAUUCUUUUAAUACUGUACCUUCAUUGUGACUGUUGGUGAAAUCAGCAUGUUUCUAGGUUUGAGAUUUAAUUGUCCUGAGUUUCUUUUCCUUAAACACUCCUUUGCUGUUGAGGAUCACCUUCCAGUUUUAUACAGUAUUACACCAGAUGUGUUUUUCUGUUCCAGAGGGAGUAUAUAGAAGUUUCUCUGUGAAUUUAUAGGCUUGGCAGUCUGAUGGACAGAAAAUAGACAUUCUUCUCUGGAGUCUUUGCUGUGACCCAACUGGCAUCAUGUAACAGAUGCCCUUAAUAAGAAUUGGGGAAUAGGAAAGGUGUUUCCAUGUAAGGGGAAAAAUGCUGUGGUGUGUUGUUCCUUCCCUGUAAAUGUGAAAUACUAGUUUUAUUGGCUAAUCAAAUAAUUGGUAGGAUAAAUUGUCUUAUGCUGGGUCCAAAAAAAACAAUUCAGAUAAUCCAACCAUUAAAUUUGCUUGGAAACACUAGGAUCCAAAGGAGCAUAAAUGUAACCGUCUUGUUCCUCUACUUCUUCCAUGGGUAGUAUGGGAAACCCAAAUAAAAUGACAAUUCACUCUGUGGUUUAUAGAUGUUUCCACUAAUUGUGUGGGAAAACAUAAUCGUUCCCCGUUUGUUCUUCUGGAAACAGAGCUAUAGUUCUUCAAACUGUUUGUGUAAAUGGUCAAAUUACUUUUUUGUUUUUAAACAGGAUUGUUUCCUGAGCUGAGAACUCAUUACCAGAUUUAACCUGCAGUAUGUUUUGUCAACUAAAUUAAAGCAAAUCAAAACAAAGCAACAGCAAAAAACGCCCACCAUAACCUGCAUGUAGGUUUUUAGCAGUAAGGAACCACUGGUGACAGAUGCUUAGCCAUUGUCAUGUGAACAACUUUGUUGUAAUAAACAGAAACGAGAGUUGCACUGGGGGAGCUACCAGAACUGAUUGAUCAGACUUUAAGGAGACUCAUUAUACCUUAAGUAUUAAGAAGCUUGACUGCUUAGGGAGUGUCUGUUCAAGAUGUUGGAAAGCUUAAAGUGUGUGACCCUGUGAAGGUUAUGAGACAGCUGUUUUUCCCUAAUACCAGAUUUCGUAAUUUUCCUUUUUAGUUAGGGUAUCCUGUUGAUAUCUUUUGUGUUACCUAUUUUUUAAAUAAUUUCUUCCUUUUCUUUUAAGUAAAUCAUGAGAUAGGCGGAAAAAAAAAAACCCUGACUUCAUACUCGUCUUGAGCCAGUAUUGGCUAGCAUAAAAAUGACUUUCACAUGUAUUUUAUGGAAUAUAUGUAUAAUUAAUCUUGUCCUCUAUUCUUGUGUUUAUAAGCUAUGUGGAAAAAAUCAGGUACUGCAUAUAGAAUUUCAUUGCUUGAAAUCUGACUUUGCAACUGCAGUUUUCUCUGUGUUUUUGAAUUGAAGAAGAUAUUAAGUGGGCCCCCUGAAAAGUCAGAGGGGAACAAAUUAAACAUAAGCAUAAUCAAAGUCCCAAGAUGUUUUGAGGAGUGGUUUCUUUUGAUUGUUUUUGUUCUUUUUUGGGGGGUGGGAUCUCUGAAGUGAGACUGAUGCUUUUCUCUUAGAGUGUUAGUGUUUGUCUUUUCUGUUGCCUUUAGGUUAAUGUUUGAAAUUCAUUAAACGGGUUGAGUAAAAUAGGAAUCUUGCACUAAGGACUUUCCUGCUUAGUGGAAAAGCUGUGAUUUAUAAAGUCACAGCAAAAUGAAAUAAAGUGAUAACAAAAAGCCUUGGGCAGACUGACUGUGUAAUAUAUUUUAGGCAAUUUACCCAGGUUGGUUUGUUUAGUUAGUAUUUAGGGGGUGAGGGGGAUCUUGUCAGAAUUUUCAUUUCUAACAGAAGGAUCCUUCAAACUAUUUAAACCAAUUCUUGCUUGCUACUGUUGAAAAUAGGCUCAGAUGUUUUUUUCUUAAAGUCCAAACCAUUCCUUUAAAGGCAAACAGAUGUUUACCCAUCUCUUCGGUGAAAGAUGACAGUUAAAUCCUAACCAGUUCCUUUCCUCUUUUCCUUUUAAAACACUACGUUAAGUAGAUUUGGAUCCCUUUGGGUUUUUGACCAAAGCACACACCCAUAUCCACUCUUUCUCCCUGGACCUAGUUCAAGAUUUGGAGAGAAGGGUUUGUUUGGGGGCGUUUCCCUUGUCUUAUCUCUGUGUGAGCAUAUGCUAGGGUUCAAUUUGUUUUGACCCUUCCCUUUUAAAUUUGGAACCGAAGUGAAAGUUUAAAGUACAGCCAGAGAAGGAAGUCUGCUGAACUUUAGGCAUGAGGGAUCCAGGGAGGAAGAGCCUGGCCCAACUAGAGAAUCUGUGCAAACAGCUGUAUGAAACAACAGAUACCACCACUCGACUCCAGGCAGAGAAAGCCUUGGUUGAAUUCACCAACAGCCCUGAUUGCCUGAGCAAGUGCCAGCUACUCCUUGAAAGAGGGAGUUCAUCUUACUCCCAAUUACUGGCAGCUACAUGCCUUACAAAGCUUAUAUCACGCACAAACAACCCCCUACCAUUGGAACAACGAAUAGAUAUUCGGAACUAUGUGCUCAACUACCUUGCCACUCGGCCGAAGUUGGCUACUUUUGUGACACAAGCACUCAUUCAGUUAUAUGCCAGAAUCACAAAACUGGGCUGGUUUGACUGUCAGAAGGAUGACUAUGUCUUCAGAAAUGCAAUCACAGACGUCACAAGAUUUUUACAAGAUAGUGUUGAAUACUGCAUCAUUGGCGUCACAAUUUUAUCUCAGCUAACCAAUGAAAUUAACCAAGUAAGUGCUACAGCCUUCCUCAUUGAAGCAGACACCACCCAUCCUUUGACCAAGCACAGAAAAAUAGCCUCUUCUUUCCGAGAUUCAUCAUUAUUUGAUAUCUUCACACUUUCCUGCAAUUUACUAAAACAGGCUUCAGGAAAGAAUCUAAACUUGAAUGAUGAAAGUCAGCAUGGCUUGCUCAUGCAACUGCUCAAACUCACUCAUAACUGCCUAAACUUUGAUUUCAUUGGCACAUCUACUGAUGAGUCCUCAGAUGACCUGUGUACAGUGCAGAUUCCCACCAGCUGGAGAUCAGCAUUCUUGGAUUCUUCAACGCUGCAGCUGUUUUUUGACCUGUAUCAUUCCAUCCCUCCUUCGUUUUCACCUUUGGUAUUAUCCUGCUUAGUACAGAUUGCCUCGGUCCGAAGAUCCCUGUUUAAUAAUGCAGAGAGGGCCAAGUUUCUCUCUCAUCUUGUCGAUGGAGUUAAACGAAUACUGGAAAAUCCACAGAGUUUAUCAGACCCAAACAAUUACCAUGAGUUUUGCAGACUACUGGCUCGAUUGAAAAGUAACUAUCAACUGGGAGAACUGGUAAAGGUGGAAAACUACCCUGAGGUCAUCCGAUUGAUAGCCAACUUCACAGUGACCAGCCUACAGCACUGGGAAUUUGCCCCAAAUAGUGUGCACUAUCUCCUGAGCCUAUGGCAGCGGCUGGCAGCCUCCGUGCCAUACGUCAAAGCCACAGAGCCCCACAUGCUGGAAACGUAUACUCCUGAGGUCACCAAAGCCUACAUCACAUCCCGCUUGGAAUCUGUGCACAUCAUACUGAGAGAUGGGCUGGAAGAUCCUCUGGAAGAUACAGGCCUGGUCCAGCAGCAGUUGGACCAGCUGUCUACAAUUGGGCGUUGUGAAUAUGAGAAGACAUGUGCACUCCUCGUGCAGCUGUUCGACCAGUCGGCCCAGUCCUAUCAGGAGCUGCUACAGAGUGCCAGUGCAAGCCCUAUGGAUAUUGCAGUGCAGGAAGGAAGGCUGACGUGGCUGGUUUACAUUAUUGGAGCAGUGAUUGGUGGCCGAGUGUCUUUUGCCAGUACUGAUGAGCAAGAUGCUAUGGAUGGCGAGCUUGUCUGUCGGGUGCUACAGCUGAUGAACCUAACAGAUUCUCGCCUGGCUCAGGCGGGUAAUGAGAAGCUAGAACUGGCCAUGCUGAGCUUUUUUGAGCAGUUUCGUAAGAUCUACAUUGGGGACCAGGUGCAGAAAUCCUCUAAGCUGUAUCGCCGACUCUCAGAAGUUCUGGGCUUGAAUGAUGAGACCAUGGUCCUCAGCGUCUUCAUAGGAAAAAUCAUCACCAACUUGAAGUACUGGGGCCGUUGUGAACCAAUAACCUCCAAGACACUACAGCUUCUCAAUGACCUCUCCAUUGGAUACAGUAGUGUAAGGAAACUAGUAAAGCUUAGUGCGGUACAGUUCAUGCUGAACAAUCACACGAGCGAGCACUUUUCAUUUUUGGGUAUUAACAAUCAGUCCAACCUGACAGACAUGCGGUGUCGGACUACCUUCUACACAGCACUUGGGCGUCUCCUCAUGGUGGAUUUAGGAGAGGAUGAAGAUCAGUAUGAGCAGUUCAUGCUGCCACUCACAGCAGCGUUUGAGGCUGUGGCCCAGAUGUUUAGCACUAAUAGUUUCAAUGAGCAAGAGGCAAAGAGAACCCUAGUUGGCCUAGUAAGAGACCUGAGAGGGAUAGCUUUCGCCUUCAAUGCCAAGACCAGCUUCAUGAUGCUGUUUGAAUGGAUAUAUCCAUCCUACAUGCCAAUUCUCCAGCGGGCAAUUGAGCUGUGGUACCAUGAUCCAGCCUGUACCACACCCGUGCUGAAGCUGAUGGCAGAAUUAGUUCAUAAUCGAUCUCAGCGGCUGCAGUUUGAUGUCUCUUCCCCGAAUGGCAUCUUACUAUUCCGAGAAACCAGCAAGAUGAUAACAAUGUAUGGCAAUCGCAUCCUGACACUAGGAGAGGUCCCAAAGGAUCAGGUCUAUGCACUGAAGCUCAAGGGCAUCUCCAUCUGCUUCUCCAUGCUGAAGGCCGCGCUUAGUGGGAGCUAUGUCAAUUUUGGAGUCUUCCGUCUCUAUGGAGACGAUGCCCUGGACAAUGCUUUACAGACCUUCAUCAAGCUGCUUCUCUCUAUUCCCCACAGUGAUCUCCUGGAUUACCCUAAGCUCAGCCAGUCUUAUUAUUCAUUACUGGAAGUCCUGACCCAGGACCAUAUGAACUUUAUUGCAAGCCUGGAACCUCAUGUCAUCAUGUAUAUUCUCUCUUCCAUUUCUGAAGGACUUACUGCACUCGAUACCAUGGUAUGCACAGGCUGUUGCUCCUGCCUAGACCACAUUGUGACGUACCUCUUCAAGCAGCUGUCACGUAGCACCAAGAAGAGGACAACACCCCUCAACCAGGAGAGUGACCGUUUUCUGCAUAUCAUGCAGCAGCAUCCAGAGAUGAUCCAACAGAUGCUGUCAACGGUGCUGAACAUCAUCAUCUUUGAAGACUGUAGGAACCAGUGGUCUAUGUCCCGUCCCCUACUUGGCUUGAUACUACUUAAUGAAAAGUAUUUUUCUGACCUAAGAAACAGUAUCGUGAACAGCCAGCCACCAGAGAAGCAGCAGGCUAUGCAUCUGUGUUUCGAAAACCUGAUGGAAGGCAUCGAGCGAAAUCUUCUUACGAAAAACAGAGACAGGUUCACCCAGAACCUGUCAGCAUUCCGUCGAGAAGUCAACGACUCAAUGAAGAAUUCCACUUAUGGCGUGAAUAGCAAUGACAUGAUGAGCUGACACCUCCUUGGACUCUACCUGUACAGAGCAGCGUCCCUUUGGUCUGGCCCAGAGGGGUGAACAAUUACAAGGGAGAGGGCCUCGCUGAUCCUGGCUCCUUCCUCCAGGGGUGUGGGGGAAAUGGCAAAGGUCAACUAGCUGUCUCCCCAGGGCAUAGGGGUGUGAAUGCACUCACUGGGGCAGGGCGCUGCUGGUUCCUGGGGGAUUGGGCGGGAAGGGUGGUGGGAGGAGAUAAAGACACAAAUGAGUGAGAUUCCAGCCCCCUCCUCCUGGGGCCACCCAAGAGGGGAGAACCCCCAGUGUCCUGCCACAACCUGCCUUGUAUAAACAUGUACAUUUUUUCAUAACAUUUUGAACAAGGUUUAUAUUGACUCAAGUUUAAAAACAAAAAGUGUGACUGAAAAAUUUUUACAGAGUCUAGUGCACCAAUGCUGAUGUGAGGGGUUGUGUAUGCGAGUGAAGAAAAUGUGUAUUCUGGUGGCCUGAAGCUUUACUGGACAAGGAUGUGUGAAAUUGCAGAGAUAUAUUUAGUGACACAAGUGUAGAGAGGCAAAACAAAAAAAAAGUUAAGAUUCCAAAUGUAUAUUUUUUCUUAUUGCCCUUUCCUUGCCCCAAAAAUUAUCACUUCCUGUUACUGUAUUAACCCUUGUUAUUAGGAACUCUAAGCCAUGCCGGAGCACCACCCCUCCCCCAUUAACCACAGAUGCCGCCCUAGGUCCCCUGGCCUCUUGCAGUGACAGACAACUCCAGUUAAAAGUGUUUGGUGUUCUUAUCGCCACCCUUUUCCCACUUUUACCCUCAUCCUCAAACAGAUCCUCUUGCUUUUAAAGUCCGAUUUUACCUAUAAAUUUAGGGGUCUUUGUCUCUGGAAAGGUAGAGACCUGAGAGAAGUAAUUAAGCCAGUUGCUGUGCUGCUGAGCAACUUGGAUGAAUCCAUCAGAGGCCUGAUUGCGUGUGGCCAGUAACUUUUAGUCUUCCCCAGCCCUUGAGGCAGUGUGUGUGGAUGUGUGCGUGUGGAUAUUUAUAUAUACCCUGCACUCAUGAAUGUAUGAACUGGAGGAAGUUAACUACAGUGGAGGGGUUCUUAAUAACAAGGUCUGCCUAGCAUGAAGUAUUUAACAUUAUCCCACCUCUUUAAAAAUAUACAUUUUUAUAAAAUGAAAACCAUAAUAAAUGUUUUGAAUAUUAAAAAAAA
This is a messenger RNA of Trichechus manatus latirostris (Florida manatee), 7310 nucleotides long. RefSeq names its product exportin 7 (gene XPO7). Gene Ontology annotation, biological process: protein export from nucleus. The record is from RefSeq and is a predicted model, not a curated record. The transcript is spliced from 28 exons. Lineage: Eukaryota; Metazoa; Chordata; Mammalia; Sirenia; Trichechidae. The coding region runs from base 2822 to 6115 and encodes 1097 amino acids. Gene Ontology annotation, cellular component: cytoplasm; nuclear pore. Gene Ontology annotation, molecular function: nuclear export signal receptor activity; small GTPase binding.